This is a messenger RNA of Carya illinoinensis, 845 nucleotides long. RefSeq lists its product as uncharacterized. The record is from RefSeq and is a predicted model, not a curated record. Gene Ontology annotation, cellular component: cytoplasm; nucleus. The transcript is spliced from 6 exons. Lineage: Eukaryota; Viridiplantae; Streptophyta; Magnoliopsida; Fagales; Juglandaceae. Gene Ontology annotation, molecular function: protein-folding chaperone binding; protein folding chaperone. The coding region runs from base 65 to 469 and encodes 134 amino acids.
UAUCGAAUGAAAAUAUAAAGGUGUCCAGAAACAUGAAGACGACACGUCCUCGAGAAGUUUCAGAAUGCGGGGCGAGGAGGCCAGGACCUUGCUCGGGUUCCCUCCCAAUUCUCGCCCUACCCUCCCUCAGGUUAAAGCCGCUUACAGAAGGAAGGUAUGGGAGUCUCAUCCUGACCUUUUUCCUGCUCAAGAAAAGCCUCAUGCAGAAUAUAAGUUCAAAUUGAUUUCAGAAGCAUACUCUUGCCUGCUGUCUGGUGCAAGAGGAGAAGGUUCAACUAGUGUCACAAAUGCACGAGUUGUCAGAACUGGAGUUCCAAGGGCACAGGGGGGAAGAGGAAAUCCUGCUCUGAUUGGAGUCCCUUUUCUCUUUAUUAUUCUGGGAACAAUUGGACUCGGGGGACUAAAUGCUGCAAGGGCUUAUAAAAAGCAAAAGGAGGAAUAUCCUUCUCACAAUCCUUUUCUUCCUUAAUCCCCAGCAUCAGAGUGGAAUCAUGCUGCUUUCUGUUUUCUGUAAGAUUGAUGAAAUUCUCUGUGGGUUGGUGUUGUCCUUUGAUGAAAUUCUCUGUGGGUUGGUGUUGUCCAGUUCAUAAACCCAAAGGAAACAUAAGGACAUAUUCCAAAGAGAAAUGCUGUUCAUCCUUGAUUUUGUCACCUGAAAUCACAUUGUUUAUGUGACGCAUUAUCAGUGGUUUUAUAUGUCAACUAAUUAAAUAAACAGCCACUUAAAAAUGUGCCGCCUCGUGUGACUCGGGAUGACAAAAUCAAGGAUGAAGAGUAACAUUGCUCAAUUCAAAAUGUAUACUAGAGCUCACAAAAGAAUUAUAUGAAAUAGAAGAUAUUAAUAA